CAAUAUUGGACUGAAUGUCACAUUGCGGCAAAUCAAAAUUUGUGCCAUCAAUCUAACGAUUACAUUGAAAAAUUAAAUACUAAUAUGUGAGUGUAAAUUUUCAAAUUAUGGGUUUCGCUAGAUCCUGUUCGAAUUCCUCCAACUCUGAACGAUCGUUCAAGAUGUGUACCAUGGAUCAUAGUCACUCCAAGACGUGUUCUCACAUUCCAAAUCACAGUAAUUUCAUGAAGAAGCACUCUUGUCUGGAAUCUCCAAAGACUGAAAGCGUCGGAUCUUUGAAAUCUGCAAGUUUGCCCCCUAGGCCUACUACAAGGCGGAACCCUUACGAAAUGCCUCGAAAAUUACAGGACAAAUCCAGAUCGCAGCCUACGGUAGCGCUUCCGAAGAAAAAAAGUACAGCAAAAUCAUCAGAAAUUCUUCAAUCCAAAUCGAAAAAAAACGGCAAAAACGAAAGAAUCAGUAGGAAUUUGCCUCCGUCCAAUGAGAUGACACCUUCAAGCACAACGUCCAGCAACAGAAGUAACAGACUGUGUUUAUGCGGUGAUGAAAUCUAUUCGAGAGUCAACAACGUAGCAGACGAAAAAAUAGAGACGGAAGGACACAACACAAAAGAAGAUAAUAAAAAGAAAAAUUCCGGUAGAAACACGGCAGAUAGUAGUUACUCCACUUCUAGAGUUGAAGAGCACGAGUAUUUACAGUUUUUACUGAGGAUUACUGAGGAUAUAAUAGUCAACAACUAUUUUCGGAAUAUCGAUAUUGAGAAAGUGUUUAAAAAUCACAUCGAAUUAAACAAAGGCCGACUGGACAUGCAAAGAAUGAAAGAACACGUCGCUGAUCUAGCCUCAGAGCUGAACAUCCCCUACAACAGCCAGGAAGCCAAAAAGAACAAGUUCAGUCUCGCCAAUUUAGUCGUGAACCCGCUUCCAAUCGUGAACAUCGAUCCGUUUCAAAACUGUACCGAAUGUUCAUCUAUGCACGCUUUGGACGUUUCGGCGAACUUGUCGCUCGGCGCAGAGUUGGAGUGCUACGGAAGAGAUAACUGCAAACCUGCCGAAUCCGAAGAAACGUUCAUCAACAGGAGAAGUCUCGGGAGGGUUACCGAAUGUACAGAACCAUCGAAUUCGAUAGAAACCAUAUUGAAUCCUUCUUCGAGGUUUGCUUCUCGGGCAACGCUCUCCACUCUGGGUAACGAUACUUUGUCCAGUGUCGGAAAUGCAGAAACUCCGUUUUUGGAUAAUACGGUGAAUACCUCUGACGAUUUGAAGUUUGUUAAAAGGGUUUCGCCAGACGAAAAUUUCAAUAUUAGAAAAAGUGAUGAUAUAUCGCUCACGGAAAAAGAGAGAAAAGUUUCUACCGAAGAAGAAAUUAUUUUCGAAAAACUCAAUAACAAUAACAAUGCAAGCUUUGGUGAUGCGAUGGAGACAAGUAUAAAAGCCCACCAAUUCGACGUUAUAGAGAAAAUAUCGACUCGAAAUAACGAAAACUCUUCGCCAGCCUUCAUUUUCUCACAAAAUAUCGUGAAUGAGCUGAAUUUGAAAUUCACAGAGAGCAAAUAUAUCCAAACCACGGAUUCGCUUAUUCUUAUGAAGGACGCAGAUACGCAAGCUGAACCAAUUACUACUGAGUCGUUAGACGAUCAAAUAAAUACUAAAGAUGACAAAGGUACCCAAGUGAACGUUAUACAGUGCGAUAGAAAGUGUGGGAGCAGUGAAGUAAUACUGAAAAAUCACCAGAUCGAAGAGGAGUACGUUUUGAUACAGUCACCAGUUUAUGUUUUGAAACAAGCAUUGAGAAAAAAUGAUACGUUGUCGCCGAAGUCGCCCAACCGGAUGGAGCUACCUAUUGCUGAAAAAAUCCAGUCUCCUGUGAUAGAUAAAAGCGAAGACGUGUCCGUAAAAGAGUCGUCGUUCAUUCAUCGAAGCCAAAAAUCUCUCGAUUUAUCCGACUACGCAGCAGACAUAAGCCUCAACCGAGACGACUCUUUUCACGCGAAGCAAACCGAUUUUACGAAAUUAUUGAGCUCUGACUACGACCUGACACCGGAACGAGACAACAGCACCACCGACAAGUACCACCAUCUUUUAGUAGACGCAUCUACCAGUUUUUCCAAUGUUGGUACUGAAUUGGAGCAGAGUAAUUUGUUGUUGUCGGAUAAAUACGCUUUAUUCAAUAAACGGGAAUCGAUUGAAGGUAAACCUUUACAAAACCUCGACUUUUAUUACUUGUCCAACAGCGAAUCCGUCAAAGAUGACAGUUACGAAUUCAGAAACUACACGAUUUCUUCGGACAAAAAUAACGUUGUCAAAUCGUUCAGUUAUUGCAUCAACGGGUCAUUAGAUAGCGGAACAAUAGCUGGAAGAAAUUUUAUGAAGACGGAGAUGUCUUUAGACGAUUACGAGAUUGGACCAAGGUCUGCUGUUGAAAUGAGGGACGAAAUGGAAAAUAGUUCAUCUGCUACAAUGUCUGUCAGAUCUUCCAAAGAAUUCAGUGUUGGAGAAAUAAUUUCGAGAACAAAAAGGUCAUAAAUUGAUUAAAUCUCUCGUGUACAUUUUUUGAUUUUGGUGAUUGUUGAAUUGUUAUGAAACGUUCUUUUAUACCAAUAAAGAGUAAUCAAAAUUA
This is a messenger RNA of Leptinotarsa decemlineata (Colorado potato beetle), 2619 nucleotides long. RefSeq lists its product as uncharacterized. The record is from RefSeq and is a predicted model, not a curated record. NCBI's taxonomy places the organism in Eukaryota, Metazoa, Arthropoda, Insecta, Coleoptera, Chrysomelidae. Gene Ontology annotation, biological process: microtubule cytoskeleton organization. Gene Ontology annotation, cellular component: axoneme; ciliary basal body.